AUGCCCCGGGAUGAGAACCUGGCCAAAGUAGAGAUCGCGCUGCUCAGCGUCAUCUUCGUCAGUGCCGCUAUCCUGAACACAGGGCUACUACUGGUUCUGUGGAAGCGGCGCAAACAGGUAUCCACGAUGCGUGUCUUGGUGUUCCACCUUUGCGUUGCGGACCUGGUUGUGGCGUUUUUCCAGGUGUGCCCGCAGCUCAUGUGGGACAUUACGGACAGAUUCAUCGGACCGGACCUGGUGUGCCGCUUGGUGAAGUAUCUGCAGGUCGUAGGCAUGUUUGCGUCCACCUACAUGAUCGUAGUGAUGACCAUUGACCGCUACCAGGCUAUCUGCAACCCUAUGGUCAAAUUUCAGAGGAGGCGCAAGCGCUGGAACAUCCCUGUUUGCAUCGCCUGGGCGAUCUCCCUCGUGGGCGGCCUGCCCCAGAUCUUCAUCUUCUCGCGGGUUCAGGUGGCGCCCGGGGUGUUCGACUGCUGGGCGGACUUUAUCCAGCCCUGGGGCUUGAAGACCUACAUCACCUGGACCACGAUGGUUAUCUUUGUCUUGCCCAUUUUGACCGUGGUGGUGUGCCAGGUGCGAAUCUGUCGAGCCAUCCAGAAUAACCUUUACUUAAAGACGCACCAGGAUGGGGGUAGCGGGGUUGCCUUUCAGCUGCCCUCCAGAACCAGCAGCGUGGCGGGGGUGUCCAAAGCACGAAUCAAAACUGUGAAGAUGACAGUGGUUAUCGUACUUGCCUACAUCAUCUGCUGGACUCCGUUCUUCACGGUCCAGCUUUGGUCUGUGUGGGACAAGGACGCGCCAACAGAAACCGCAACGUUCACCAUCCUGAUGCUGUUGGCAAGUCUGAACAGCUGCGCAAACCCCUGCAUCUACCUGCUCUUCAGCGGCCAGCUGCCCAAUAAGCUGAUGGUGCUGUGCCGAAGGCCUUCCAACGGGAAAGACUCCAUUAACUAUGAGGCCACAGUGGUCAGCUCGCUCUACAUGAGCUUCAAAAGCAUCUCCGACUCCAAAUAG
Salvelinus namaycush (lake trout) is the source of this 1014-nucleotide messenger RNA. Its product is annotated as oxytocin receptor-like. Gene Ontology annotation, biological process: G protein-coupled receptor signaling pathway; regulation of systemic arterial blood pressure by vasopressin; positive regulation of vasoconstriction. Gene Ontology annotation, molecular function: vasopressin receptor activity; peptide binding. Gene Ontology annotation, cellular component: membrane. NCBI's taxonomy places the organism in Eukaryota, Metazoa, Chordata, Actinopteri, Salmoniformes, Salmonidae. The transcript is spliced from 2 exons. The record is from RefSeq and is a predicted model, not a curated record. The coding region runs from base 1 to 1014 and encodes 337 amino acids.